Corylus avellana is the source of this 3799-nucleotide messenger RNA. NCBI's taxonomy places the organism in Eukaryota, Viridiplantae, Streptophyta, Magnoliopsida, Fagales, Betulaceae. The record is from RefSeq and is a predicted model, not a curated record.
CAUGAAGCCAAACUGCUCAACCCCUUCUCUCUUUCUCACCUUAGCAUGAAAUUCGGGAAAAAUGCUAUAAUUUUCAUCUUAGCAAUGGGAGGGUUUGGAAAGAAAAAUGCACAGGUUGCGGAUUGGCAUUCUGUGAUUGCGAUCAAUCGUCAGCCAAGUACGAUCUAGCGCACAGCGAUCGAACGCACCAACCUGCGAUCGAUAGUGUUUCCAGGGAGCAUCUGGACCAGGCAGUACUGAAACUGCCUAACUGAAGAAGUAAUCAAGUUCAUGCAAGGUCGUCGAUCUCAAGCCUCAACCGUUUUUCCCCUCGAUCCUGAAAUUGAGUGGACAAUUCGACAAUGACCUAGAGACAAAGAAGGAGAAGACGAAGUUGAAAUGGAAGACGUGCCAGAAAAUCCAAUUGGGCCAAGACCCCUAGAAGCAAAUCCACCACGCGUGAGGAGACCAAUGAAGCAUGCAUACGUGCCAACAAACCUCCAUCAACCCUCAUGCAUAGCAUAUCAACCGGAGGUGGAUGGCAGUUAUUAUAUCUCUCCCCAAAUUCUCAAUGCAUUGACCCACUUCAGAGGCACAGCUACUGAGGAUCCCAACUUGCAUCUUAAGGAAUUCUUUGACUUAUGCAAGUUGCAAAAUGUUCAAGGCCUCACUCAAGAGAGACUCAGGUUAGUUCACUUUCCUUUUUCCUUGAAAGAUAAUGCUAAACUAUGGUACAAUUCCUUGCCUGCAGAGUCCAUUCAUACUUGGGAAGAAUUGACCACCAAAUUUCAGAAGAGGUUUUUCCCAGCCCAGAAGACAAAGCAACUUAAAAGGGAACUUCAAAUGUUCCAACAACGAGACGGAGACUUGUUCUUUGAAGCAUAGGAUCACUUCAAUUCCUUACUCCUAAAGUGUCCACAUCACAACAUAUCUCAAGAUGAGCAGGUAUAAAUUUUCUAUGAAGGAUUAGAUGACACUAACAAAGGGAUGGUUGAUUCAGCUUGCGGAGGGACACUUAUGGAAAGGAGUAGUGAGGAAGCAGUGGAAAUUUUUGAGACAUUAAGUGAACACUCACAGCAAUUCUGUUCACGAGGAAGGAGAGGAGUUAAGAGCAAGGGCAUGUAUGAGGUGAAUCUCAGUGGAGGAUCAACUAAUCAGUUGGCUGCAGUAGAAAAGAAAUUGGAUAUGCUUGUCAAAGCCAAGACUGUUCAGAAAACUUCACCUCUACAACAGGACACGCAAUGCCAGGUAUGUGCUAUUUGUUCCCAUUUAGAUCACACCACUAAGAAGUGUCCUUUUGCAGAACAAGAAGAGGUGAAAUUUGUGGGACAAAACAAUUAUCCCCACAAGAACAACCCAUACUCUAAUACUUACAAUCCAGGAUGGCACAACCAUCCUAAUUUCUCCUGGAAUAAGAAUCAAGGACAGCAGAAGGGGACCCAACAAGCACGUCAACCAGCUCAAGAGCCAAAGAUGAACCAACUAGAGAAUAUGAUACAUAGCCUGGUGACUUCACAACAACAAUUCAUGGCUGAUCAAAAACAUGUCAAUACAAAGACUGAGCAAGCCAUCCAAAAGCUGGAAGUGCAAAUGGGUUAGAUGGCAAAGGAGCUAAGUGAGAGGAAGCAGGGGGAAUUCCCAGCUCAAACAGUACCUAACCCAAGCAAUCACCAGCAGCUGAAGGCAGUCACAGUUCAAAGAGGUCCCACUCCUACAAGAGCACUUGAGCCUAAUUCUGAAGAGCUCAAGUGCAGCUCUUCAUACUAGGAGUCCUACAGCCAUCAGUAGAUGCAUUGAGCAAGCAAGAACCUCAAGCGCAUCUACCCACAAAAGUGGUACUGAUGCCACAAAGAGGACAGUAACAUUUUCUAUCUCGUUUUGUUUCAUCUCACUUUCUUCCUUCACACAUGUCUUGACUAUCUCUGAUGUUUUAACCUUUUAUUUUUCUUUUGUAAAAAAAGGAAAAAAAAAUUUCACAUUCUGAUACUACGAUUGAUUGCAGGGUACCUGCGAUUGAGCGUGGUAACCGAGAGGGGCUACGUAUUUUCUGUUAGUGCGAUUGAGCGCACUAUGCCCAGACAUGCGCGCCUCUGCCCAAAUGCGAUCGAGCACACUCGAACAGCAAGGCCUGCGAACUAUUUAGGUCAAUUUUUUUCCAUGGGCCACAACAUCUCUCCCGGCGAACUACCCUAAACAGUUCCUUCCCAAAUCUCCACCUCCGCCACUCAUCUUUCACCCAUUUUACAACUAGAUUUCACCAAACCCACUACACCACCACCAUCUAAGACCCUUUUCUGGCCACUAUACCACCAUCUUCUCACCGAAAGCCACAUGACAUGCCAACCUCACCCCAACCCUAAAACAUCACCGACCACUCCUCCAAUCUCCAUAUUUUUUCAAUUUUUUUUUUCUCGCAAUAGUGGGUGUUUAUCCACCCACAUUGCCUCUGUGUUGAAUUUGUGGUGUGUUUGCAGGGAGUUUGGAGCAUCCUUGGCCGAAGUUGUCAUUGUAAGUCAAUCGGAGUGCACACUACGUGUUCGACAAAAGUCCCCAACCAACUCCCUAAUGCCUAGAACACGUGCUCAGGAUAUUUCUCCCCCACCAGCUUUUGAAGAGCGGGAGCUCCUGUUUGAAACCACCUUCACCAUCAGAGAAGAUUUCCAAAAUAACGAGGCAACUCAAUGGGCGGUUGCCGAGUUUAGGCGAAGGGGUCUCAAGAAGCUCUUCAAAUCAGUCACCUCUACUGUCUACCGGAAGCUGGUUGUUGAAUUCUACGCCAAGCUCUCCCAUGAUUGUACCAACUUGGCCGCUAUCUCCUUCAAAGUUUGAGGGCAAAUUGUGCAUGUGACGAGAGCUGACAUAGCUGCUGCAUUGCAAUGCAACGAUGAGCAUCCUCCCGAAACUGCCAAUCUUGCUGCGCAACCGGCCCGCUAUUAUGUGGCAGAGAUCAUCGAAGAUAUGUGCCAAUGGGACUAUGCAGAUGCCCACCACAAUACUGGCAACCGGUUCAAGUUGCCACGAAGGUUAUGGUUCGUGGAUUCGCUGCUUCAUCCCAAUGCCUUCCCCUUGGGACACAAAACGCAAAGGCGAUAUCAAUUUCUACAAACCCUUUACGCCUUUCACAAGGAUGCCUGGUAUUCCAUUCCUAAAAUUAUCUGGAACCAAAUCUACAAAUUUUGGAAUGGAGUACAUGUUGGGGGAGCAGAGUCCACUCACUCAUGGGGGUUGCCGUUCCCAUACUUAAUCACAUAUAUUCUUCGAAAAAAGGGAAUCAAGGGCACUGCAGCAGACGAACUAGUCACAACCACUCCCAUAUUUGGCAUUCGCCAAUGGAAUAAGAGUUGCUCUUAUAUGCCCCAAGCACUUCCAGAGGAAGAGGAAGAGGCAGAGGAGGCUGAGCCCAUGGCUGAAGAUGAAUCGGCAACUGAGCCGGUGGCAGAAGUUGAAGAAGAGGCCUCCAUUGAUAUUCGAGCCAUCCAAUACCGAUCCAUUUGUGAGCGAAUGGAGGGUCUUAGGAGAGAACUAGCUGAUCAAAGAAUGGAAGCUAGGGAAGAUAAGGUCACCAUGGACAAACGUUUAGCUGUCCUGGAAAAUCUGAUGCAGUCCAUAGGUUACCACCACCAAAUGGAGCAUCUACGUCUAGGCAACACUGAGAGAGGACCAAAGUCUGGCAUCUACGUGCUAGUUGGAAUAUAUAUAAAAUAAAUAAACCUGAAAUAUAUAUAUAAAAGAAUAAAAAAGAAACUGUUUUCUGACGUGUUUUAGCAUGUCAGAAAACAGUUUUUUUAUUUUUUAUUUUUUAUUUUUUUUAUAUUACUUG